AUGCAAAAACGAACAUUUUCACCAUAUUCUACUUUUUUAUUUCCGCAAAGACAGAGAAAGCGGCUGAGGUUCAGAAAAGAGAAAUGUGAAGUUUAUGGUAUUGAUUACUUAAUAGAACGCAUAAGUCAGAAAUGGCUUUUAAAAUUCCUCUCUGGAGAUUUUUCACUCAAGGAUGAACAAUGUUCUGGUUCAUCGACAAAAGUUGAUGACCGAAUCAAAGCCAUAAUUGAAACUGCUUGUCAUAUAACUGUACGAGAGAUUGCAGAAAGGUUAAAUUUAUCACACACAAUUGAAAAUUACUUAAAAUGCCUUGGAUUCGUUAAGAAGUUCGAUAUUUACGCUCCGCAUAAAUUGAAGGCGAUUCACUUUACACAACACAUCAACAUUUGCGAUAUGCAUCUCUUACGCAAUGAAAUCGACCUUUUUUGA
Molecule: messenger RNA, 429 nt
Organism: Octopus sinensis (East Asian common octopus)
Lineage: Eukaryota; Metazoa; Mollusca; Cephalopoda; Octopoda; Octopodidae
Product: histone-lysine N-methyltransferase SETMAR-like
Exons: 1
Coding region: 1-429 (142 amino acids)
Source: RefSeq, a predicted model, not a curated record